AUAUAAGCUGCGUGGCUCUCUAGCUAGCUCGUUCAUCUCCCGACAAGGGAUGCCGUCGCCCGCCGGCGUCCUAAAGAAGUCAGAGAAGUCUGGUUUCUGCGGCGCCGUGCCUUCGCCGAGCGGCUCCGCCUCCACCUCCUCCACUUCUUCUUCCUCCUCUUCCCCCCGAACGGCUUUCACACACCAUCACCGGCCCGUCAUUACCGGGCCUCGAGCGAGCCCCCAUGCUCCCCCCUCCAGCCUCCACUUCUCCUCCUCCCCCAUCCUGCAGCAGCCCGGCUCCUACUUCUCCCACCCGGCCAUCAGGUAUCACCCGCAGGAGACGCUCAAGGAGUUCGUCCAGCUGGUCUGCCCUGACUCCGCCCAGCAGGCCGGACAGGUGGGCUUCCUCAACCCUAAUGGUAGCUCCCAGGGAAAGGUCCACAAUCCUUUCCUGCCGACGCCCAUGCUGCCUCCGCCUCCGCCUCCCCCGAUGGCACGUCCCGUCCCACUGCCCGUCGACGCCAAGCCGCCCUCCACCUCCUCCACCGAGGGGGGAGGCAACUCACCCACCUCACCCACCUACUCCACCCCCACUUCAUCUCCAGCCCAGCGGUUUGUCAGCGUCGGACCCAGAGACCCUGGCUUUAACAUCCCUCAGCAACCACAGUGGUACCUGGGAUAGGGACUCCAGACGCCCCUCUCCCCUCCACCCACCUGUACGACAGAUCGCUGCAGCCUCCUCCUCAACCUUUGACCUUUGAUGCCAGCUGCGACAGAGAGUCCUGUCUUGCCCCGCCCCUACAGCCCUCGUCCUCCCCCCUGUGCGCCUGACUCAGCCCCCACCAGCGCCAUACACAAACUCAGCAGCAUCAGCAUGGCUACAGCGGAUCAAACGCACCCCAACCACCCACUCUGUAAACUGUACGUCACAGACUUCCCUGUGGACAUAUGUUUCAUAUGUCGAUGUCCGUAUAUAGUGCCAGACCCUGCCCCCCUUCCCCGAAACCAGACCAGGCUGAGAAUCCGUAGGGGGAUUGAGUCUUCAGUUUAUGGGAACACCGCAAGACUGAAUCACAGAGCUUCCCCUCCGGAGAAACUACUUUCCCAUCAUCCUCUGCAGUGUGUGCAUCCAGUGGACUUACAGAAGUGCAGUGCCCUCCCCAGGCCCACCAGCCGGGCCCCCCAUCCUGGUGUAUCCUAAAGGGUUUGGUUUGGUUGGUGGGACAGGAAGGGAUCCACCGUGGUUUAGGGAGAAGGGAGGUGUUACCUGGCUCAUAAACCACCAGCUAAUACCUCCGAUCCCCCCCCUCCGCCCGCCUGAGCCCUCACACACCUCCUGGGAUGGACUCCACCUCCCCACUUGACUCCGCCCCCUGGUUGGUGGCCAUGUCGGGGAGGGAGGAGGUCGACAAGGGUCUUUCCAAGGACAUGGACCAGUGCUUAAUGGAAAGACCAGAUCCGAGGGCGGACGUGGUGUGGGCGCAAACAGUAAUAACAUAAACUCCGCAUGAA
Micropterus dolomieu (smallmouth bass) is the source of this 1494-nucleotide messenger RNA. Its product is annotated as nuclear factor 1 A-type-like. Gene Ontology annotation, biological process: regulation of transcription by RNA polymerase II. Gene Ontology annotation, molecular function: DNA-binding transcription factor activity, RNA polymerase II-specific; RNA polymerase II cis-regulatory region sequence-specific DNA binding. The coding region runs from base 50 to 664 and encodes 204 amino acids. The record is from RefSeq and is a predicted model, not a curated record. Gene Ontology annotation, cellular component: nucleus. NCBI's taxonomy places the organism in Eukaryota, Metazoa, Chordata, Actinopteri, Centrarchiformes, Centrarchidae. The transcript is spliced from 6 exons.